AUGAUCCCAAACCAAUGUUUGAAUGUGAUCAAAAGCUCGACCGAUACCACGUUGAGUUUCCAGCAAGGCUCUUACGACCUUUUCCUCGGUGAUCAUAUAGGAAUCACCGGACAUGAGAAAGCUACGGCCAGCUUACUCCGCGGCCAUCUCGGUCGGCUUUUGGAUAGGGUUUAUACAGUGGUGGACGAUGAGACCGCCCAGGCGAUGAAAACCCAGAUUGGAGAAUGUGCAGAGUGGACAAAAAUUGCGCUUUUACCUAUGGUAGUCAAGAUGACCAUCAUGGUCUCUCAGCGUGUUUUUUUCGGAGAGCCACUGUGCCGUGACGAGAGAUCGGCAGGCCCGGAAUAA
Penicillium hordei is the source of this 348-nucleotide messenger RNA. Its product is annotated as Cytochrome P450. The record is from RefSeq and is a predicted model, not a curated record. The coding region runs from base 1 to 348 and encodes 115 amino acids. The transcript has a single exon. NCBI's taxonomy places the organism in Eukaryota, Fungi, Ascomycota, Eurotiomycetes, Eurotiales, Aspergillaceae.